Coregonus sp. 'balchen' is the source of this 702-nucleotide messenger RNA. Lineage: Eukaryota; Metazoa; Chordata; Actinopteri; Salmoniformes; Salmonidae. The record is from the annotation of a GenBank genome assembly.
GAGGAAAGGGAGCGUUGGAUCCGGGCAAAGUAUGAGCAGAAGCUGUUCCUUGUGGGUGUCCCCCAGUCGGACGUACCCCUGGGGCAGCAGCUGCUUCGGGCUGUGGUGGAGGACGACCUGAGGCUGGUGGUGCUGCUGCUGGCCCAUGGCACCAAGGAGGAGGUCAACGAGACGUACGGGGACGGGGAUGGACGCACCGCCCUGCACCUGUCCUGCGCCAUGGCCAAUGUGGUCAUCACCCAGCUUCUCAUCUGGGUGAGUAGGUUGGGCUUCGAAAGGGGAUUGUUUUCAACCUUGAUUAAAGGUUAAUUAUCUUCCUGGUUGAAUAAAGGUUGAAUGAUUAUGAAUAAGAUAAGAUGGUUAAAGAGUUAAAUAGAUAGGGAAAAUGUUAUGGUCAGAGACAGGACUGUGUUCUGAGCAUGUGACAUGAUCAGGAAAAACUCUUGGCUGUGGAUGAAAAUGGAUUGCUUUGUGAGAAUGAAAUGAUAUACUGAACUAGCUAGACCACAAUGUCAACUACACCUCUCUCUGUUCCCUCAGUACGGUGUGGAUGUGAAGAGUCGGGACGCGCGCGGCCAGACACCGCUGUCCUGCGCCCAGCGGGCAGGAAGUCAGGAGUGUUCUGACAUCCUGCUCCAGCACGGCUGCCCCAAUGACCCCUGUCAGCAGCCUGACCACACCCAACAUGAGCCGCCGAAACCC